GAUGGCCAUUCGUUAAUCAAAUCGUAUUCUUCUUUCUUGUUUCAGAUGGAAACGCAGCGGGAACGGGUCCUGGUGAUCCAUGGACGGGGGGCAGCGGAGGCGUCCAGCCCCCGUACAGCGGAUACGCGCCCCCACACCUGGCCCAACCAGCCUAUCCCAUGCACCUACCCCACGACCCCAUGGCAUACUCGGCCAUGUCGCCGAACGGAGAACCGGCGGCUCCGAUUCUGGGCUCGGCGGUGACCAGCGCCGCCUCACUGCCACCAAUGUCCACAUUCCGGGGUAGCGGCGCGGUUGGGGCGAACACCGGUACCGGUGCACCGUCCCCGGCAUCCUUGCAAUAUAGUCAUAGUCCCGGUGCACCGACCAACGCGCCAUCCGCCCCCAAUCCUGCUCCCACGACGAACCAGCCACCCGCCACGGGAGACAACCUCGGCAAGACACUCGCGUCUGUAGUAAGCACAAGAAUUUACCCCACGGACCAAUCAGUAUCGAGUUAUAGCAGCAACCCAUCCACGCCAGUCAGUUCGCCACCACCGUUGACGGGUUCAGCGCCGGGCUGGGCACCAGGUGCUGCACCAGUUUCACCGCAUUUCACCACGGAUCCCAACCGUGGGACCAUUCACAUGGUAUGCAUCAAAGCUUGCCCAUACGUUUACCAUACCGUACCGUUUAAUCUUUAAUCUCUCUCCCCCCCCCCUUCUCGACGC
Messenger RNA from Apis florea (little honeybee), 710 nucleotides. Its product is annotated as daughterless. Lineage: Eukaryota; Metazoa; Arthropoda; Insecta; Hymenoptera; Apidae. The record is from RefSeq and is a predicted model, not a curated record. Gene Ontology annotation, biological process: regulation of transcription by RNA polymerase II. Gene Ontology annotation, cellular component: transcription regulator complex; chromatin. Gene Ontology annotation, molecular function: protein dimerization activity; RNA polymerase II cis-regulatory region sequence-specific DNA binding; DNA-binding transcription factor activity, RNA polymerase II-specific.